Molecule: messenger RNA, 2229 nt
Organism: Helianthus annuus (common sunflower)
Lineage: Eukaryota; Viridiplantae; Streptophyta; Magnoliopsida; Asterales; Asteraceae
Product: protein NETWORKED 4A
Exons: 4
Coding region: 333-1940 (535 amino acids)
Cellular component (GO): vacuolar membrane
Molecular function (GO): actin binding
Source: RefSeq, a predicted model, not a curated record
UUCAGCCACGACCCACCCGCUCCGCCUGAUUUUUUUAAUUUUAUUAAUAAUGAUUUUAUGUAAUAGCUACUCGCGCGUGUAUUCCACACCUGCUUCAUCAACGUGUCUGUUGCUUUGAGUGAAUUGGGUGACACGUUUCAUGUUAUGCAUGUUGGAAACUUGUUGAUCGAUGAAUAUGUUAUGUCUUUCUUAUAACCGAAAAUUUGGAUGACUAACUAAUCACUAGAGUAUUAUCACGUUAUUAGCGAAACCAUCUGAUUAUAUCCAUCUCUAUUAGGUAUUAUGUCUUUUUUUUUGAACGGCCAACUAAAUCGCUGGAUAAGCAUCCUGGGAUGCCCUCAAUAACGGUUAGAUUUGUAUGCAUACCCGAGCCACCAAGCCACCAGUUCCGGGGAAAACCCGCCCGCCCGAAGGCCCACUGCGGUAAAACCUGGGAAACCAGCAACAUGGCAUCUUCUUUGGCUAAGGGCUGCUAUAAAAGGACAGAAUCAAGAAACAAACAUUCCUGGUGGUGGGAUAGCCACAUCAGCUCCAAAAACUCCAAAUGGCUAGCCGAAAACAUCGAGGAAAUGGACCAAAGCGUAAAACGUAUGUUAAAACUAAUCGAAGAAGACGGAGAUUCGUUCGCCAAAAAAGCCGAAAUGUAUUACCAAAAGAGACCCCAACUCGUAUCACACGUUGAAGAGUUCUACAGAAUGUAUAGGUCACUAGCCGAACGAUACGAUAAUGUCACAGGUGAGUUAAGAAAAAACAUCCCCUCAGAUCUCCAAUCUCAAGGCUCGGGAAUAUCAGAUGUCGGGUCUGACGUCCCACCUCCGCGAGCCAGGAGUGGGACCCGAGCUGCGGGUUUUGAGUUCUUUCUUAAGAGCGGUUCAGAUUUGGUAACCAAAGAAGGAGACGAAACGUCUACAUUGGAUUCCGAGUCGGAGUCAGAUGAUUCGUCUGUUAAUAAUUACUCGAGUGCGUCGGGGAACAGUGAUCACCGAGGGCUGCGUAAGAGGAUCGCGGAAUUGGAAAGUGAGCUUCAGAAGAUGCAGAUGCAACAAGAAGAAAAGAUCAAGAUCGAUAAUGUAGAUCAAGAACUACGAGCUGAGAACGAAAAGUUGAAGGCCGAGCUCCAAAAGUAUGAAUCUCCGUUCGAUGCUAGAAUGAUGAGAGAAAAGCUUAAUGAUUCAGAGGAAGAAGUGAAAAGAUUAAGACAUGAACUCGGUUCUUCCUCGAAUGAUAAAAAUUUAGAAGAAAAACUAGUGUCAGCGCAGAAGGAAAUCGCAAGUUGGAAAUCGAAACUCGAGAAAGAGAAACGAGAAGUUUUGAAGCUUCAAGAUCGUAUCACGCGAUAUAAAACAAAUUUAUCGGAUCGUGACAGAGAAAUCCGGGCCAUGAGAGAAACACUGUCAAAUGCAAAUAAAACAUUAUCAGAAGAGAAUAUGCAGCUUCAAGAACAGGUCACAAAGCUUUUGAAAGAACGUGUGCUCUUAGACGAUAUGAUAAAAGAAUGGGAUUUACGUUGUCAGAUUUCGGAUGAGGAACUCAGGAGAAUGAAGAUUGUAAAAACCGAUCUGGAAGGCGAGGUGGAGAAGCUAAAGUUGGAAAACAACGAACUCGUGGUCAAAGUCGAUGAACUCGACCUUGCGUUGACUUUAAAGGAUGAUCAAAUCGAUGGGCUGGGCAAGCAUUUGGACCAGCUACACUUAGAACAUGUCGAGGUGGUUGACCGGAUUGAAAAGUCAAACAAGUCAAUAGACGAGUUGACUUUUAGAAGUGAAGAACUGGACAAGGAAGUCUCGAGGCAAGAAGAGGUUAUUAAAGAACAAGCCGAGGAGAAACGAGAAGUGAUACGACAGUUGUGUUUUUCGCUCGAGCAUUACAGAGACGGAUAUCAAAUGAUGAGACAAGCUUUCGUGGGUCAUAAUAAGCGACGCACGGUUAUGGCAUCUUAGGCUAAUGCCACAAGAUUAAAAUGAAACGGAUUAAACCGGUCGUUGGAGCUAAUAAUGAGUUGAUAUUUUUAUCACUGUCGGGUCGGGUUUUAUUGGUUUGGUUCCUAGAGUGCAAGUAAAGGUUUUAUUGGUUUGGUUUGGCAUCUUUAAUUUAGCUUUCGUUUUGUAAGCAUUUUAACUAAAGUCUUUUUGCAUUUGUACUAAACAAAUCUUGUGUAUUUUCCAACCAGAAAGCAUUGACGGUUGUAUAUUUCUUAUACCAUAUAAUCCACUACAAAAGUUUAAGAUA